AUGGGAAUGAAUGAAGAAAUACUAAAUCCUCGUAUAACAAAUUUUGACUUUUUUUUCUUUCCAGAAUUUUUCUUAUUUUCUAGUACAUAUAAAAUGAAACCGUGGGUCAUACCAAUUAAAUCACUUCUUUUCAAUUUUAAUGAAACAAAAAAUGUGAAUAAACAGAUCACCCUAAAGAAAAAAGGUUUUAUACCAUCAAACGAAAAAAAAUUCCUUCGGUUUUUUAAUCUAAAUAAAGAAGAAAACGAAUCAGCAGGUCAAGAAGAGUUUGAAUCAGAUAAAGAAACAAAAAUAAAUACGGAAUCAGCUCUAUCAAAGCAAGAAAAAAAUAUUGAAGAAAAUUAUACAGAAUCGAAGAUAAAAAAACGUAAAAAUAAAAAAAAAACAAAAAGCAAUACCGAAGCGGAACUUGACUUAUUUCUCAAAAGGUAUUCGCGUUUUCAAUUGCGAUGGAAUUGUUUUUUUAAUCAAAAAAUCCUCAAUAAUGUAAAAGCAUACUGUCUCUUGGUUAGACUAAAAAAUCCAACCGAGAUAACGAUAUCUUGUAUUGAAAGAGGAGAGAUGAGCUUAGAUAUUCUAAUGAUUGAGAAGAAUUUCACUUUUUCAAAAUUAAUGAAAAAAGGAAUAUUGAUUGUUGAACCUGUUCGUUUGUCUGUAAAAAACGACGGCCAACUUAUUAUAUAUAGAACCAUCGGGAUUUCAUUGGUUCAUAAAAAUAAACAAAAAAUAAGUAAAAGAUCAAAAAAAAAAAGCUAUAUUUAUAAAAAAAAAAGUUUAAAUUUCUUUGUCCCUGAAACUAUUCUAUCCCCUAAACGACGUAAAGAAUUUCGAAUUCUAAUUUGUUUCAAUUUAAAAAAAAAAAAUGCAAGGGAUAGAAAUUCAAAAUUUGAUACAAAUAUUCAAAACUUGACCACAGUUUUGAAUAAAAAGAAAGAUCUUGAUAAGGAUAAAAAAAACCUAAUUAAAUUAAAAUCCUUUCUUUGGCCCAAUUUUCGAUUAGAAGAUUUAGCUUGUAUGAAUCGCUAUUGGUUUAAUACGACUAAUGGAAAUCAUUUCAGUAUGAUAAGAAUACACAUGUAUACGCGAUUUCAAAUGCAUUAAUGGUAGAUCCUUUUUACUAUAUUUUGACUAUAUAUAUAGUAUUAAGUUACGGUAUAUGAACAAUAUAUAAUAUAAGUUACGGUAUAUGAAAACAAUUGGAUGCACAAAUGUGAGGGAUUUUUUUUAAUUCAAUCUUUAUACAUGAGAUUCAUUGAAUUAAUGACAUAGAUACCACUCAGAGCGAAUUCAUAAAUAAAUUUUUAAAAUCCUCCUUUUUUAGAUCGAAAUUUAAACUUUUUUUUUAUAAAAUUAAGAAUUAAUAAGUUGAUAAUUAAAUUCGGAUCCUUGUACAAAAAAACUACCAUUAUUAUUACUGAUCAGUAAAAUUCAUAUCUUUCAAUUCAUAUUAAAAAGGGAAGGAUUUCUUUUUAUGAUAAAAAAUACAUUCAUUUCAUUUCAAGAAAAAAAAGAAGAAAGCAAGGGAUCUGUUGAAUUUCAAGUAGUCAGUUUCACUAAUAAGAUACGAAGACUUACUUCACAUUUGGAAUUGCACAGAAAAGAUUAUUUAUCUCAGAGAGGUCUACGAAAAAUUCUGGGAAAACGUCAACGACUGCUGGCUUAUUUGUCAAAAAAAAUAGAGUACGUUAUAAAGAAUUAAUUAAUCAGUUGAAUAUUCGGGAAUUAAAAACUCGUUAAAUUCCAAAAUUGUGAAUUAGUUAAUUUUUUAGAUCUUGAAUUUUUGAAUAAACUUCUUUUUCAGCAAUCUAAUUCAUACCAGAACGAAUCAAGGAAAAACUUAUGAAGAGACCAGUUACAGGAAAAGAUCUUAUGAUAGUCAAUAUGGGACCUCACCACCCAUCCAUGCACGGUGUUCUUCGCUUAAUUGUUACUCUAGACGGUGAGGAUGUUGUUGAUUGUGAACCCAUAUUGGGUUAUUUACACAGAGGAAUGGAAAAAAUGCAGAAAACCGAGCAAUUAUACAAUAUUUACCUUAUGUAACGCGGUGGGAUUAUUUAGCUACUAUGUUUACAGAAGCAAUAACAGUAAACGGACCCGAACAAUUAGGAAAUAUUCAAGUUCCUAAAAGAGCCAGCUAUAUCAGAGUAAUUAUGCUAGAAUUGAGUCGUAUAGCUUCUCAUCUGUUAUGGCUUGGCCCUUUUAUGGCAGAUAUUGGGGCACAGACUCCCUUUUUCUAUAUUUUCAGAGAACGAGAAUUUGUAUAUGAUCUAUUCGAAGCUGCCACCGGUAUGAGAAUGAUGCAUAAUUUUUUUCGUAUUGGAGGAAUAGCGGCGGAUUUACCUUAUGGUUGGAUAGAUAAAUGCUUGGAUUUUUGUGAUUAUUUUUUAACAGAGGUUGUUGAAUAUCAAAAACUUAUUACACGAAAUCCUAUUUUUAGAACGAGUUGAAGGCGUUGGGAUUAUUGGUGGGGAAGAAGCAAUAAAUUGGGGUUUAUCCGGACCAAUGUUACGCGCAUCCGGAAUACCAUGGGAUCUUCGUAAAGUUGAUCGUUAUGAGUCUUACGAUGAAUUUGAAUGGGAAAUUCAGUGGCAAAAACAAGGAGAUUCAUUAGCUCGUUAUUUAGUACGACUUAGCGAAAUGACAGAAUCCAUCAAAAUUAUUCAACAGGCUCUGGAAGGACUUCCGGGGGGUCCCUAUGAAAAUUUAGAAAGCAGAGGCUUUGAUAAAAAAAGGAAUCCAGAGUGGAAUGAUUUUGAAUAUCGAUUCAUUAGUAAAAAACCUUCCCCUACUUUUGAAUUAUCGAAACAAGAACUUUACGUAAGAGUUGAAGCUCCAAAAGGGGAAUUGGGAAUUUUUCUCAUAGGAGAUCAAAGUGGUUUUCCUUGGAGAUGGAAAAUCCGACCGCCGGGUUUUAUUAAUUUGCAAAUUCUUCCUGAACUAGUUAAAAGAAUGAAAUUGGCUGAUAUUAUGACGAUACUCGGUAGCAUAGAUAUAAUUAUGGGAGAAGUUGAUCGUUAAAAUGAUAAUUUAUGCAACAGAAGUACAAACAAUAAAUUCUUUUCUUAGAUUGGAAUCUUUAAAAGAGGUCUAUGGACUCAUAUGGAUAUUUGUCCCUAUAUUUUCUCUUGUAUUGGGAAUCAUAACUGGUGUACUAGUAAUUGUGUGGUUAGAAAGAGAAAUAUCUGCAGGGAUACAACAACGUAUUGGACCUGAAUACGCCGGCCCGUUAGGAAUUCUUCAAGCUUUAGCCGACGGGACAAAACUACUUUUCAAAGAAGAUCUUCGUCCAUCUAGAGGAAAUACUCCUUUAUUUAGUAUUGGACCAUCUAUAGCAGUUAUCUCUAUUUUACUAAGUUAUUCAGUAAUUCCUUUUAGCAAUCACCUUGUUUUAGCGGAUCUCAAUAUCGGUAUUUUUUUAUGGAUUGCCAUCUCAAGUGUUGCUCCGAUCGGACUUCUUAUGUCAGGAUAUGGAUCAAAUAAUAAAUAUUCUUUUUUAGGUGGUCUGCGAGCUGCUGCUCAAGCGAUUAGUUAUGAAAUACCAUUAACUCUAUGUGUUUUAUCAAUAUCUCUACGUGCGAUUCGUUGAAACAGAAAGGUUUAUUCCGUUUCUUCUAGAUAAAAAAAAAAUGAAAAAAAAAACGGAAUAUAUAUAUUUAUCUUUCGGGUUUAUCUUAAUAAAAGGAAUUUGAAUUUGAUAGUUAUAUAUGAGUGAAAAAAAACUGCUCAGAAAUUAGCAGUAAAAAGAAAAAUUAAGUCUCAUUUCCUAUGUACAAAGGUUAAAUGGAAAUAAACGUAAGCGUAAGAAUCGCUUUACCCCAAGGUUGGUUGAUUAGUCAGCCGGGCUUGAAGCGGGUUAAAAAAAAUAUUAACCGUAUGACGUUUUCACUAUCAGUUAUAUAAAUUACUAUACAUAUACAUAUAUUACAAAGUGAUCGGCAAUUAGGUAAAAACGCGUGGAUGGUUAGAAACACCAAAAUACACAAAGAAUUUGUAAUAGAGAUUAACCAAAUUGAAAAGGAUAUUUAUGCAUAACAUAA
This is a messenger RNA of Brassica napus (rape), 4037 nucleotides long. Its product is annotated as protein TIC 214-like. The record is from RefSeq and is a predicted model, not a curated record. Bases 1 to 1101 code for a protein of 366 amino acids. Lineage: Eukaryota; Viridiplantae; Streptophyta; Magnoliopsida; Brassicales; Brassicaceae. The transcript has a single exon.